Messenger RNA from Pygocentrus nattereri (red-bellied piranha), 5304 nucleotides. It is a transcript of the gene fmn1, whose product is annotated as formin 1. The coding region runs from base 100 to 4680 and encodes 1526 amino acids. Gene Ontology annotation, biological process: actin nucleation; cortical actin cytoskeleton organization; actin filament network formation. The transcript is spliced from 17 exons. The record is from RefSeq and is a predicted model, not a curated record. Gene Ontology annotation, molecular function: actin filament binding; microtubule binding. Lineage: Eukaryota; Metazoa; Chordata; Actinopteri; Characiformes; Serrasalmidae. Gene Ontology annotation, cellular component: cytoplasm; actin filament; cytoskeleton.
GUAAAAUUAGAAACACAAGUGUUUACAAGUAAAGUCUUUCCUUUCUUUUCCACUUAGUGGAAGCUUUCAUCUAAAGAGCCUCAGACACAGCUGUAAAAAAUGGAAAAUGAUCCUGCUGCUUCAUUUUUUAACAAAUUCACCAACUUUUUCACUCAAAUAGAAAAAGGUGAACCUCAGAUCUUGGCUGAAGAUACACCAGUUCUUGCAUUUUUUCACUCUCUGUCUGAAAAGGGGCAUACGUUUGGGAACAGUAGUGUCCAAAAGCCUGAAACCGAUGAAUAUCAUAAUGAUUCAGUUGAGCAAGAUGUUAAAGGUAUGGAAAUGUCAAGCCAAACUACAAACUCAAGCUCAAUAGAAACAUCAUCUGAGAAGGAGGUUUCUGUAGAGACAGAAGAUGGAUUAACAAGGACAGGUACACCCAUGGAGCAGUGCAGCACCCAUACCAGUUUGAAACAGAGAUCACCUCAUGAGCCAUGGAGUGAUUAUAAUGUUAAUACUGAGGUUAGCAUUAGCGCAAACCAAGAGGAAAUCCUAAUUCAAAAAGUGGUAUCUCAUACAGAAAGAGAGCUGAAUAUGGACCUACAAGUUAAUGUGCAUCACGGGAAUUCCUGUAAAGACUCAUUGUCAGCUUGCCAGGCUGACCGGGAGGCAGCAGAUGGUCAAGCUGACAUGCUAACCAGAGCACUUAGUCAGGAGUUAGCCAAUAGCCUGAGCUUUUCAGUGCUGGCAAAAAGCUAUAGCGGUGGGAAUUUUUCAGACAUCAGUAAACAUACUGUUCUUCUAAACAGUAAUGAGGGAUCACCUGAAAAUGCUAGUGAUAUAACAAAAGGCAAUAAUAAAGAUGCAACUAGCAACAAAAAUACAUGCAAGCUUGGAGGGAAUCAAGAGUCUGAAAUUCUUGUUCUGUCAACUAAUAUCGCUAGUGAAAAGCUCAAUGAGUGCAAACCUCAAGAGAGAACAGAGCUCAAAUAUGCAGACACUCAAACACAUCAAGCAUCAAAUAUCAACAAAAAUGAGAUGUACACCAAGUCUGAACUUCAUGUGAGCUCUACAAACAUUGACAAUCCACCAUCCACUGUAGACUCUAAGACAUCAUCUACAAACAUCAGUAAUGAGCUUUACAGAAAGACUAAUGAUCAGGUGAUGUCAACUGUUGGCAGCAAUCAGGUUGCAUCUAAUGGAAGUACUGCCACAAACGUGCUUAAUAACCAAAAAUUAUCCACUGAUAUUUUUGGUCAGAGCAUAUUAACAGACACCACUCAUCUUCAGGAAGGCCAAGUCCAUACCACUUAUCUAGGUUUUCUGCCUACAAGCCCUACAACUCUCAUCCCUGUUGAUGUCAGUACCCUAAACGAACACCCAGAUGUAGAUAGCAGUGUCCAAACAACCAAUGUUGGUGCAACCACUGUCCAAGCAAUUAUGGAGCUAAGGAGUGAGGAUGUACACUGUUCCAUCAGUACAGAGACAUGCAACAAAGGCAGUGUAGAAUUAUCCACACAAUCCACUUUGUUGGAGGAUCCUUUGGCCAUGCCCCCUCAGGAUACUACCCCCUCUUCUAACCUAGCUGAGAUGAGAGAUGCUGGAAAACUUUCUGUUACCUCAUCAAAUCUUCAUGUCAUUGAAAAAGGGAAUGACCUCUGUACAUUUCCCAAAUGCGAUUCUGAGCAGAUGUUAGACAAUUUAGGACCAGCAGUUCCAGGCAGUCAGAAUGUAACCCAGGAAGGAAGAGUAAUUAAUGAAGAUGGACAACAGGCAGGGAAGCCAGAUAUGGUGAAGAAAGAAGAAAGAAAGAUAGAAGAUGCACAGGAUAACCUGGCACAAAUAGAAGGUGAACAUGAUACUCACAGUGAGAAAGCCACCACUGGAAAGAUGAAGAAAGAGCAAGGAGAUAAAACAUCAGAGUCUUUAAAUGUAGCAUCUGCUUCUGGAAACCCUCAAAAUCAACCUACCACUAAAAACACUUCCAGCCCAACUCCAGAUUCUGGAGUUUUGGAGAAACCUCACCAGAUACUCUCAUUCUUCACUGAAAUCAAAGAGCUUAAGAAAGAAAUAGAUGAGCAGAAGGAGGAAUCAACCCCAGAGCAACGCAAAGGCCCUGAUUUGAUGAACCGAAUGUCUGUUAGACGAGGACUUUUCUCUGAGCAGCAUUCCAAAAAGGAGGUGAAGGGGACCUUCCUUGAACAGCUCUCCCAGCUCUUAAGAUUUGAUGCCAGCAAAUUAGAAAUAAAAAGAGAACAGAAAACUCCAACAAGUCCUCCAAUGUCUCCCAGCAGCCAGGAAUCAGCAGCAGAGAAACUUAGCAUAUUUGAAACUGAUGAAGAGCCUACUGUAGCUUCAUCAGAGGGUAACAGCAAAUCCACAAAUGCUGAGACAGCUCUCGAAGCCUUCAAGGCAUUUUUUACCCCUAAACCACCCAAGAAGGACACCACUGAUCUGGAAGCUGUGAAGAAAACCUUAAACAAAGACGCUAUCCGAGCUAUCUUUGACAGUCACUCUAGCAAGUCUCCAGACAACAGGAACCUCUCUGAUUCAAAAUCUUACGAAAGUGAAGAAAGGACUCCAGGGAGGCUCCAGGCCGUCUGGCCCCCACCAAAGCCCAAAGACAAGGAGGAGAAGAUAGGACUGAAAUACACAGAGGCUGAGCACCAGGCAGCUCUUCUACAACUAAAGAGAGAGUGUAAGGAAGAGGUGGAAUCAUUAGAGGCUGAUUUUAAGGUCCAGUUGUUCCGCUUGCGAGAGGAGAAUGCAGAAUCUGUGUCCAGAUUGCAGACUGCCAUUGCAGAACUGAAAGAGAAGGCCAAGCGUUCCCACGGUGACCUUUGCGAUGUGGCCGUGUCCACAGAGGACAAUGUCACGCCUCGUGCCUUUCGCACCGUGUGCAUCCAGACAGACCGAGAAACCUUCAUCAAGCCUGUGGAGGAUGCAGAAUUGAGUAGUGGCCUUUGUCCUCAACCAGUUGUGCCUAAAAAACUGGAUCUCACUUCAAUUAAUCUUAGCCUUUCUGGCAAACAGCCCGAAGCCAAGCAAGGUCUGCCUCCUCUUGCCCUGCCUCUGCCACCCCCACCACCACCCUUACCUGUUCAGUCAGAAUCUGAAACCAACAGAGCCCCACCCCCUCCACCAUCAUUAUCAGGUCAUUGUGACAGUAAUGAUUUUUCCAAACCUGACAAGUCUUUGGACAGACACCUGCCACUUGAAAAAGGCAGUGGUCCACCCCCUCCACUACCACCUCCACCUAUGGCUGGAUAUGGUCUUCCUCCUCCACCUCCACCUAUACCAGGCUCUGCCCCCUCUCUUCCAACUGGAACCAGUUUAUUACUCUCUAAAGGUGAAGAGUGGCCACAACGGAAGCCGAGAGUGGAGCCAGUUUGCCCAAUGAAACCUCUCUACUGGACACGCAUACACGUUCAAAACAACAGAAAUGAUACGCUGUGGAGCUCACUCAAGGAGCCAGCCAUAAUAAACACCAAUGAGUUCGCAGAGCUGUUCGCUAAGAUGUCUUCACCCGCUAAAAGGAAACCCCUUUCUGAGGCCUAUGAGAAGAAAGGCAAAGCUAAGAAGAUCAUUAAGUUAUUGGAUGGAAAGCGCUCUCAAGCAGUGGGCAUUCUAAUCUCAAGUCUCCAUCUGGAUAUGAAGGACAUACAACAGGCUGUUUUGAUGCUGGACAACUCUGUGGUUGACCUGGAUGCUAUUGAAGCUCUCUAUGAAAAUAGAGCUCAGCCUGAAGAACUGGAACGAAUAAGAAAACACUAUGAAACCUCAGAUGAAGAGCAAGUCAAAUUGUUGGACAAGCCUGAACAGUUCCUGUAUGAACUCUCCCGUAUUCCUGAAUUCUCUUUGAGAGCAUGCUGUAUCAUUCUCCAGUCAACAUUCGCUGAUGCCAUUGCUUCUAUCAGGCGUAAAACAGAGAUAGUCCUCCAUGUGUGCAAGGAUCUUCUGGAGCAGGACAGUGUGAAGGAAGUGAUGGGACUGGUGUUAGCUCUGGGGAACUACAUGAAUGGAGGCAGCAGAACCCGAGGCCAGGCAGAUGGCUUCGGCCUAGACAUUCUCCCCAAGCUCAAAGACGUUAAGAGCAGAGAUAAUCACACAAGUUUGUUGGAUUAUGUGGUGUCCUAUUAUCUACGCAACCUUGAUGAGAAUGCUGGAACAGAAAACUGCAUCUUUCCAUUACCUGAGCCUCAAGAUGUCUUCCUCGCUGCCCAAGUUAAGUUUGAGGAUCUCAGCAAGGAGCUCCGAAAGUUGGGGAAAGACCUGGCGGCUUGCGAGAAGGAUGUCCAGAGCGUGUGCUCCCAAACAGCUCAGAUCUACAUACAUCCCUUCAAGGAGAAAAUGGAGGCUUUUAUAACCACUGCUCAGAACGAACAAAUAGCGACUGCACACCAUCUAAUGCAGGCUCAAAAAAGCUUCCGUGACCUGGUGGAAUAUUUUGGGCUGAAGCCACGUUCUGGAGAGCAGGACGUCCUGCCUGGUCAUGUUUUUAUGCUCUGGUUUGAGUUCUGCACUGACUUCAAGACCAGAUGGAAGAGGGAGAAUAAGGCCAUCUCCAAAGAGAGGCUGAAAGAAGCCCAGCAGUCAGUGCGUAACAUCACAGCAGAGAAGAAAGUGGAGACCAGAAGGGUCCAUGCAAACAGCUUGAAGGAAAGACUGCGUCAGAAAGAAGCGAGUAUAAGCAGCACCUAAGAUGUAACCAACUCUUCAUACUAAUACAAGGUGUACUUUACAUCAUUCACGAAUGGGAUUGGUGGCAGUUUUGAUCCAGGUAUUGUGGAAACUGCACAUGGAUUGGAAAAGUACCGCUAUUUGUGAGGGUGCUAUGCAUUCUGCCGAUUGCAGAAGGUCAUUCACUCCACAGUUAUUAGAGUCAUGCUGUAAAACUGUGGUCACUUAAGCUUCUUCCUGGAUUCUCCCCAGGUAAAACUAAUCCAGCUCCAACAGUUAAAGGAUGGAGUUUAAGAACUCUGGCCUGCACAUUAACGGGGAUGUAGCCAAGGAGUGGCCAGGGGCUGCUCUGUGAGCAUUAUAUGAAGUAGGCUAUGGGGAGAUGUGUUAACUCUUCAGAAUUAGUUGACUUUAAUCUUUUGUCACACUAAUUAUUUUCAUGUGCAUGUCAGGGGCUGGACGAAUCCUGUGCUAAGUGAAAUACAGUCAUAUCAACACCUCAGUCUAAACUGAGUUUUUUGUUCAUUUUCUAAGUGUGAGUGAGUCAGCACAUCCUCUUCAGGAACCAAACUUAAUUGUGGCACUGUUUUUAUUUAUUUGCUGAGUUUAACAGCUUAGAAAAAAUAAAAUGAAAAUGUGCCAUAA